Sphenostylis stenocarpa is the source of this 204-nucleotide messenger RNA. NCBI's taxonomy places the organism in Eukaryota, Viridiplantae, Streptophyta, Magnoliopsida, Fabales, Fabaceae. The record is from the annotation of a GenBank genome assembly.
AUGGUUCCAACACAAUCUGUCACCAAAUUACAUGAAGAAAAGGAAGGGCAGAGAGAUGAGGAUGGGAAGCGGUGGAUGCACUGUGGGGGAGCAAUGGUGAUUGAAAAGGUGGUGUUGGCGUUGUGUGGUGGUUCAGCAUUUGUGUCUUGCAGCACUAGGUUGGUGAAUGAUGGUGAUGCCAGAGUUAAAGAAACAAAUGAAUAA